AUGCCCGCAACGGAAUACCAGGGUUCUUCCGUUCACUUAGCAUUUUUAAGCCGCCCGAUCCUCAGUAUCCGCAGAAACCAAAUCAUUUCCAUGGAAGGAAACUCUGACCAAGAUGAUUCUGAACUCUUCCAGAAACAUGUCUCUGAACGCUUCCUCGAUCUCUCCUCUUCCCCCACCUCUACCACUACCACUACCACCUCCUCCGACGCUGCUGCCGCCACCUCCACCACCACCAACGAUGUCGACAACUUCCUUUCCAUCGCUUGGCUCCGGAAGCUUCUCGAUGUCUUCCUCUGUUGUGAAGCAGAGUUCAAGGCUGUUAUCUUCCUCGGUCGCGAUGCUUCCCAAAUCAGCAAACCUCCCCUCGAUCGCCUUACCCCUGAAUUGCUCGAUCGGACGGUCAAAGCCCUCGACAUUUGCAACGCUAUCACCCACGGCAUCGAGAUGAUCCGCAAUUGGCAGAAGCUGGCUGAGAUCGCACUCUUGGCACUCAAGCAGAGUCCUCUAGGAGAAGGCCAGGUUCGGCGCGCCAAGAAGGCUUUGAAUUCAUUGCUCUCCUCCAUGACUAUCGACGACAAGGACGCUGUCAGCAGCAGGACGGCGGAUCGGGCAUGGUCUUUUGGCCGGAGAGGAUCAGGUGCCGCUGCAGCAGCCGCUGCCGCAGUCGCUGCCGCCAAGGAGCGCACUGCCGGACCUCCCCGGCUGUUCACUUCGUGGAGCGUUCCGAAGAGCUGGUCAGCUUCCAAACAAAUCCAGGCGAUGUGCUCCAAUCUAAUGAUGCCACGUGGGACGGACCCCACGGGAAUGGCCAUGCCGGUCUUCAUCAUGAGCACCGUUCUGGUGUUCGUAACGUGGACCUUGGUGGCGACGAUUCCGUGUCAGGAUCGGUCCGGACUCCUGAGUCACUUCGCGCUGCCUAGGCAGCUGAGCUGGGCGGGACCCAUAAUUGGUUUGCAAGAAAGGAUCGCAGAGGAAUGGAAGAAGAAGGAGAAGAAGAAAUCCACUGGGUUACUGGAUGAGAUGCAGAGGUUGGAGAAGUGCGGCCAAUUGUUGAUAGAGUUCGCAGACUCAAUUCAGUUCCCGGCGGAAGAGGAGAAAUUGGAGGAGAUAAGUGUGCAGGUGACUGAGUUGGCGGAGAUGUGUAGGAAGAUGGAGGAAGGAUUACUUCCAUUACAGAGGCAACUCAGAGAAAUGUUUCACCGGAUCGUGAGGAGCAGGACAGAGAUCCUUGAUGUCUUGGAACAAAACGAAAAAUAUUACUCACCGGUUUUGUAA
Macadamia integrifolia is the source of this 1275-nucleotide messenger RNA. Its product is annotated as protein ROH1-like. NCBI's taxonomy places the organism in Eukaryota, Viridiplantae, Streptophyta, Magnoliopsida, Proteales, Proteaceae. The transcript has a single exon. The record is from RefSeq and is a predicted model, not a curated record. Bases 1 to 1275 code for a protein of 424 amino acids.